Molecule: messenger RNA, 7908 nt
Organism: Ctenopharyngodon idella (grass carp)
Lineage: Eukaryota; Metazoa; Chordata; Actinopteri; Cypriniformes; Xenocyprididae
Gene: lrfn4a
Product: leucine rich repeat and fibronectin type III domain containing 4a
Exons: 5
Coding region: 850-3513 (887 amino acids)
Molecular function (GO): protein binding
Source: RefSeq, a predicted model, not a curated record
CCCUCCCGCUCACUCUGCCCUUGCUGUAGCAGACACAUUGCAGUCGCAAACGCUCGCACUCACAUCGGCUUGCUCCCUGCAUCAAAACCAACAAAUCACAGACUCACGCAGUUCAAGAAUACAGAGCAGGACUGAAAAAGCAAAAACAAGGCAUUGAUUGAUGGCAAUAAGCGACAUCAGCUGGGACUCAACAGCACGGUUAUAUAAAGGUUCUUCACCGCUGUAGGUAAUGGUUGCCUACUUUGUGGGCAGGGUUUACUGGGACCGUUUGCAAAAGUAAAAACAAAAGAAGCUGUCGGGAAAGAAACGAGGGGUGAGGAUGCUACCCAAAAUCCCUCUUGGAGAAACCUGAGAUGUAGAGGAAAAGGGACCCCUGGAAAGGGCAGCAGUUCUCUCGGAUGGACAUAAGCAGGAAUUUGGAAAUAAAAAAAGUUUACCCUGAGAUUCAAUGGAUUGGAAGCACUUGCUACUGGAAGCACCUUUGCAAAUAGAAGAUCGAAUAAAACAUGCUUUCACUGAAUUCAGAAUUUUAAAAAUGCGGUGAAGUGAAGGAGAAUGGAUGUUGGAUGUAUUUCCUGAAAGAGGAAAUAAUGAAAAUCAAGAAAAAAAAUUAUCCAGACAUACCAACUUCCUUUUAACUGAGGUUCACAGAAGAUUAUGGAAACAGGGCUGAGUGACUCAUGGCGAAGAAAAGAACGGCAAAGCAGUCAUUGUUUCACUUCUGGAUUUUCAUCUGAAGCAAUAAUGGGACUAGCUGGUCAGUUUGCCUAUAAAAGAACUGAAAGGAUUGGAAACCAUUUUAAAUCUUGAUGAAACAGACAUAACAGGUCUGUGGACAACCUGGUUACCAUGCCACACACAGAACCAGGGAGUCCAUCUAGAGGAACCGAUCUGUUGCAAGAACAGGGCAACUCAAAAUGGAUCCAGUCAAGGAGAUAUCCUGCUUCAUCUAACCCUUUCAGCACAAUAAGUGUCCACCCCUGUCCCAUGCCACAAUCAAUUUUCUGGCUGGGUCUCCUAGGCUUUGUAUGGCUGCAGAGCGGACAAGGUGUGUUGGCAGGGGAGACAUGGGGCAUGGUGUCCAUCUGCCCCAUCCACUGUGUGUGUCGGAACUUAUCUGAGUCUUUAAGCACACUUUGUGUAAAUAAAGGUCUGCUUUUCGUGCCACCGAACAUUGAUCGCCGCACUGUGGAGCUCCGUCUUGCUGACAACUACAUCCUGGAAGUGGGAGGUGCAGACUUUGCCAAUAUGACAGGACUUGUUGACCUGACAUUGUCACGCAACACCAUUCAUGCUCUAAAACCACUGGCUUUUGCUGAUCUGGAGAGUCUGCGUUCACUUCACCUGGACACCAACCGUCUCACAAUGGUGGGACCUCAGGACCUGACAGGUCUUGUUAACCUUCAGCAUCUCAUCAUCAACAACAAUCAGCUCACAGACGUUUCAGCGGAUGCUUUCGAUGACUUCCUACUGACUCUGGAAGAUCUGGACCUUUCCUACAACAACCUUCGCAGGGUUCCUUGGGAAUCUAUACAGAAUAUGGCUAGCCUGCACACCUUAAAUCUAGAUCACAAUCUAAUAGACCAGAUUGCUGAGGGUUCUUUCAGUGAGCUCUUCAAACUGUCUCGACUGGAUAUGACCUCAAACAGAUUGCAGACUCUUCCCCCUGACCCACUGUUUUCCAGAUCCCAGAUUGGGGUUGUCAGUCCAACACCAUAUAAUUCCAUCAUCAGCCUUAAUUUUGGGGGGAAUCCCCUGCACUGCAACUGUGAGCUUUUGUGGCUACGACGACUGAUUCGGGAAGAUGACAUGGAGACGUGUGCCACACCUGCUCAUCUGGCGGGUCGCUACUUCUGGUCCAUCCCAGAGGAAGAGUUCACAUGUGAGCCACCACUGAUCACCCGUAAUACCAACAAGCUGUGGGUGUUGGAGGGCCAAAGAGCCACGCUUAAAUGUAGAGCCAUUGGUGACCCUGAGCCAGUUAUUCAUUGGGUGUCACCAGAUGACCGUAUUGUGGCCAACUCCAGUCGCAUUCGUUCAUAUUACAACGGGACACUGGAUUUUUUGGUGACCCGUGCCAGAGAUGAUGGCACCUAUACUUGCAUUGCCAUCAAUGCUGCAGGGGAAUCUACAGCUCUGGUAGAAUUGAAGAUCAUCCCUCUUCCCCAUAGGGGGAAUAGUACAAUAUCCCUUAUUAACCAUAGAGACCCUGGAUCCUCUGAUAUUAGCAGUGGGCGGGGAGGGGUUGAAGGGACAGGGACUGGUGUGGUCACUGUACGGAAUGUCACUGGAGGCAAGGGAGAUACUGGAGAAAGAGGAAGCGGAAGCAGUAACGGAGGAACAGAAACCCUGGUAGGAGUUCUAGGCGUCACAUCCAAUUCAGCUCAGAUUCGCUGGAAAAUGGGUCGAUCCUCAACGCCUUUCUUGGUGUGGAUGUAUCAGAUCCAGUACAAUAGCACUGCUGACGACGCACUUGUUUAUAGAAUUCUGCCUCCAACCAGUAAUAAUUUCCUGCUGAAAAACUUGGUGUCAGGAGCAGACUACAGCCUGUGUGUCUUGGCCAUAUUUGAUGAUGGCAUCUCCUCCCUGGCUACUACAAAGGUGCUGGGCUGCAUCCAGUUCAGCACUAAAGAGGAUUAUCCAGAAUGCCGUUCUCUGCACGCUCACUUCCUGGGCGGCACGCUGACAGUGAUGGUGGGUGGUGUGGUGGUAGUAACCCUUCUGGUCUUUACCGUGGCCAUGAUGGUGCGCCAUCGCGUAUGCGGAGAGUGCCGGGAUGAUGCCAACAGGCCCGGCAAGUUCUUGCCGGCCAAAGGGGUGGAUGUUUACGCCCAGACGAACGGAAACAACAGUAUGAUAAUGGUGGCGUUGCCAAAUGGAGUCUUGGCCCAAAGAACAAAAGACAAACACAAGCCCAGUUCUCUCCCAAAACCUAAACAGAGCCCGGAGCCACACCAAGGCACACACGAUAGGGGUGACGGGGCUGUGAGGGAAAAAUGUUUUAGUCCUCUCACACCAGAAAGUGAGAGAUUGACACUCUUCUACUCCCCAAGUAACACACUGCCCAUGCCGACACAAAAACGAGCAGGUAGGCUCAAGUUGCGGAAGUCUCUGGAGAAAGACAGAGACAUAGACAGACAGGUCUUGGCCUCGCUUGCAUUGACACAAGAUGGAGAUGACGGAAGGGAAGGAGGCUCAGACUUGAGGCAGGCACUGAAAACCAAGCGUAGCUGCUCUUUUGAUGCGGGUGAAAUCACCACCACCAGGUGUUACAGCUACGCCAAGCGGCUGAGCGUCAUCUGGACCCGCCGUAGCCAGUCGCUACAUGGCAUGCUUGUACACUGUGCCUCCACCACCAGCACAUCCAGCACAGGUAGCAGCGAGCAGUAUGGCAACGGCCUAACGCACAACUAUCUACAUGCCUUCACUUCUAACAACUCCUCCAACUCGACUUCAGACUCAAACAGUAGCAUGACCGUCAAUCCAAGAGACCUGGAGGAAAGCGUGGUGUAGAGUGUGAAAGAAAGAUUCGAAUUUAGGCAGGGGAAGUGACACCUAAGAAAGGCUGAUACAAACAAAUGUAGUAACAAAAGAAAGAACAAUAAAAAAAAAAAAUUGAUAAAAAAAAAUUAUCAGGGGAAGGCAAGAUUGAUGAGAAGUAAUGCUCCCUGACACAAAGGAAUGGCUAUUAUUUGAUGACCGCUAUUAUUCUGAGCCACAACAAGGCUCAAAAUCAAAUUAUGUGAAGACAAAGAAUGACAAGUAGGAUUUGAAGAAAUGAGAUUCAAGGACAGGCUUGUUUUUUUACGACAGGCCCAAGGCAUGGGGGAUUACAACCUAAACCGUCUGUUUCAACAAGAUUAAUUAACCAAUUAAUAAAUUAUUGAAUAAAUCAGCCUCGACUUUAUGCAGAAGAAACACUAUUCGAAUGCUAAUGAGGAGCUGAAAAACUAAGGGGGUAAAUAUCACAAAAAACAAUAACAAUUCAAACCCAAAGAGAGAACGCAUUAUCUGUUGAAAUACACUGUUGCAAAGAAGCACAACAUGUCUGGGACUUCUAAUGAGGGAAAGUAUAUAAAUAUGCUGUAAAGUUUCUCUUCACUCUUUUAAUUUUUUCUGGUGGUUAUGUUUUUCAAUGAAUUGAAAAGAUGGAAGAAGGGGGACUCACAGAACACUUAAACACAUUGGUGUUAAAAACGGAGAAACCAUUUGUUCAAAUGUCAUUCAACAGUGAUCUGAAUAGUCAUUAUUGUUCUUGUCUGUUCAGCCUUUUUGCAGAGUCAUAAAAAGAAUAAAAAUCUGUUAUGUAAAAAUGAUAUUCUGUAUUGUGGAAUGAAGCUGUAAUGAAGCUCUAAUUGAGAUCAAUCUGAUAUGAUAGCUCCAAGGUUAAUUGCUUAAGAGAAGCUGGAAUAAAAAGCCAUAUGGCAAAAGAACCAAAAAAAAAAACAAGAGUGCAGGCAACAUGGCAUACAGCGCCCCCCAAAAAAAUGAUUAAAAUGUCAGAUAGGAUAAUCAGCUUAAUGCCUCUAAUGUACUAACUCUAGCUCAUCUAACUUAACUGGAGAUUUAAUUGCAGAUAAUAAACAAAAACAACAACAACAACAACAACAACAACAAGGUCUGUUAAUCUGCAAGACCUCAAAAAAGUACUGUGUUAUAUGAGCCAAGGCUUCAAGAUGAAGCUUGUAAUUUCCUGUUAUAUUUCUUCCAUUCUGCUGUGUAAAGCCCAAUACAGACCACUUUAUGAAACAGACGGCAAAAGAGGAGGAAAACAGGACGAAGAUGAAAGGAAAGAGGCAGGGGUGAAGGUGUGUACCAGAAAAAGAGGACAGUGGCGCAGUUGGGGGAGGUUUCCUGUCUGCCUGGUUUGUGUGUUAUGCUAAGCGCUUUGUUACAAUGAAUAUUGCAAAUGGUCCUUGAAGCUCAGGUUAUAGCCGAUACGAUAUAUGGAAUAUAUGCAUACAUCAGUGCGAGUUUAUGGAAUCAAUAGUAGGCUAUGUGUGUUAAAUCAAUACCCGCUCUUUUCUAAAACCUAACAAGCUGCUUCACUUACUACUGUCUACACUAGCUGCUGCCUUCAAAGUUAACAUCUAUAUCAAAAUGCAAGUCUGAUUUAAAGCCAUUCAACAAAUAGUGCUACUCAUAUAAACAGCUUAAGAGCCUUGUCUAAUGCUUAAAGUUUCAGUUCCAGACUGGGGUUUGUGAUGGAACGGCAGGGGGUUUGUGAGUUUAAUGAAAAGCUAUUAAGUAAUUAAAUCAUAAAAAUUUAAAGUUAAAAUAAAUAAAAACAAUCUGAGAAGCUGGGGUUUAGCUGCCCAAUCCCCUCUAAAGCCAACAGACCAGCCUGAUUGGGCUGAGAGAACAGUUAAGACCAGCUUAGGCUGGUUUAAGUAGGAUUUUUCCAGUAGGAUCCAUAGAUACAGUAGCUCACUAGAGUAUGGAACAUAGCUACACACACCAGGAAUCUAUGAUGAGGUCCUCCCUCAUUUCUUUGGCAUAAUAAAAGAUGGAAAAAAACAAGAUUAAAGAAAAAAUGUAUAAUCAUAAAGGGAAAAAAAUGAUUGUCAUAAGACCUAGCAGACUAAAAAAAUUGCCAGAGAAAAGUACGACUUCACACAGAUGUGAUAUCUAGUUCCAGUCAGGAACAGCAUGUACUAAUCGCAUGGUCUCAUUUUUACGGGCACUUUUGUUGUCAGAGCCUGAUGUCUAAAAUCAUGAGCAUGCUUUUUAUUUCCAAAGCACCCCCAGAGUGCAUAAAUGUCUUUACAAACUCCAUGAAGAGCAUGCAACUCCCAAUGCAUGAAAGACGAUGUGGGCAGCACAGGGAGGAGGUGGUGGAGGAGAUGAUGGAACGGUUCCGUAUGAUUGCUACAGGCGACAUUCUGCCCUCCUUUACCCAAUUAAAACCUACUGAUUGGCACAUAGGUGGUUAGCCGAUCAUGCAUGCAGGAGCAGUGAUGCAGACAGAGCUGGCCUGUUCUCUCUCUGGCGGUGAUGACUCUACUGCAGCUGCAGCAGCUGAGCUCUCCCUCCUCUCUCUCUCUCUCUCCCGAGAGUCUUGACAAGACGAUAGCUAGUGCAAUACACGCACGCAACACACACACACACACAAAAAUACCUGUAGCCUAAGCAACUUCAGUCCUUUGAGAGCUAAACUCUAACCCACUAUACUAUGGGUUUCCACCACAAAACACGAUGGUUCACAUUUACAGUAUUCACAGAGAGGACUAGAUACUGUACAGUUCUCAUAAAGAUGAAGUUCUUGAAUGGAUAGUCCUGCCAUCUUUUACUGACCCUCAUGUCAUUCCAAACCUGUAUGACUCAUUUUCUUCUGCAGAACACAAAUAAGAUAUUCUGACAAACUGAUUUUGAUAUUUGGAAGAAAUUUGGAAACUGAUUGCAUCAAUUAUUUAAGUUUAGAAAGCAAUCGUUAUGAGUACUGUGAACUUAUUUAAUUUGAGUUCACUAAAGAGAGACAGAGAGAGAAGAAAAUGAAAAUAUGUAAGGAAAAAAAAGUGUUUAAUAUUGUUUCACAAAAAAUGGUUGGUAAUGUUAAAUUGUGCUGAUAUCCUACUGACCAAAAAUGUUAGAUAGAACAUCCAGCCAUCCGUUCUAAAAUCCAGUCAGAAGACGUCCGUUUUGUCAGUUAUCCAAAACUGUCAACAGAGUAUUGUCUAAUAUCCAAAAUCAGUUAACAAAACUAUAUUUUGUCUGGUACCGCAAACAGUAAUAACUCAACGUUUUCUAUCAUUCUGAGAGGUUGACAGAGGAAGCCGAGAAAUAGCAGGAAGCAGGAGACAAAGUGAUGAUAAAAGUAAGCAGGGUUUAUUGAAUAAUCUAUUAAAUGAGCUGCAUAAUAAUUCUCAAACUUAGACUGAACUUCAUCCCUACUUUAUCCACACUUUGUUCCAUAGUUUACUUCGUCUGACCAGCACACAUCCAACAAGUGUUGUUAUACCAAAGCAAAAGCAAUGGAAAAUUACUGCUUUACAUCAUAGUCCUGUGAAACACCUUGAAUAGAGACGCUCUUAUUGCUUAUUCAUAAAUUCAAAUCAAUCAACACAAUUAAUCAACAGCAAGGAAAAUAAGUGAAAUAAUUAAAAUAAUAAAAAUGAAUAAAUAAUGAUAUGAUUAAACAGAACAAUGAAAUGAUUAUAAAUGAAUAAAUUCAUUAAAAAAAAAAAAACACAAAUGUAUGGUUGCUCUCUUGAAGCAACAUGCACACAAGUUGCUAUUGAGAAUGCUUAAAGGAAUUGUUCACCCAUGAUGCAACUCCCCUUCUCUUAUGUCAAAAUCCUCUGAUUUUUCUUUAAAACUUCUCAUUUUGUUUUGCUCUCUGAGCGUUUGUCAAUGCUCAUCUAAGCCUACAUCAUACAUCAGGUCAGAGUUCACCCUUCUGUCGGAACUCGACUGCCUCGUGAACACGCAUACGGCUGUUGCCGGAAGCCAGUGAUUAUAAAGUUUUAAAUAUGGAUAUAUACAAAAUAAAUUGCUUCACUUCAGAAGGAAUUUAUUAACCCACUGGAGUCGUAUGGAUUACUUUUAAGAUGGAUGUGCUUUUUGGAGCUUCAAAAGCUCAGCCACUAUUCAAUGCCUUUACAAACCUUGGAAGAGCCAUUAUAUUAUUUAAUAUAACUCCGAUUGUGUUGGGGUGAAAGAAGAAAGCCAUAUACACCUAGGAUGGCUUGAGGGUGAGUAAAUUAUGGGAUACUUUUCAUUGUUGGUUGAACUAGUCCUUCACUACAACAAAAAAGGGAAAACAAAUCCAAAGAAGAAAAGACAAAAUGUUGAAUAUUUUGUUUCACAAAAAUGUCUCAUUAUGGAAAUAAAAUGGUUGCUGAAUUCACUUUUAUGAAAAAAAAAAAAAAAGAAACUGAUCAAAUCAAAAAGAAAAAAGGUCAAAUGAAA